Leptinotarsa decemlineata (Colorado potato beetle) is the source of this 722-nucleotide messenger RNA. RefSeq lists its product as uncharacterized. The record is from RefSeq and is a predicted model, not a curated record. Lineage: Eukaryota; Metazoa; Arthropoda; Insecta; Coleoptera; Chrysomelidae.
CCGAAAGAACAACUGGAUGGCAUCGAUUUAUUACAUCGAUCAGAGCAAGACUGACCGUAGCCCAAGUCGUAGAGAAUGUUAAGAUGCAUGCUUCAUUAACAUUUGAUUUCAUUUUUCUCAUACUGAUUUCAACAACCAUGUGUGCAAUUGGAUUAGUUGAAAAUAGCAAUGUCUAUCUUCUUUCCAGUAUGGUUAAAGGUCCUGUAAUGGCAGGUACAUUCGGAUCAGUCAUCCAGCACAGGGGCUUAUUGAAAAUUGGCGUGCGAAACGAAAUUAUUGGAAUGGGAAUAGCCACCCUCGUAGGUUUUUGUUACGGAUCUGUAAUCUGCGCUUUCACAGAUAUAUAUGGCACUCAAACAUGGCCAACUUAUGAAAUGCUCUCAAGAGGUGAACUUCGAUACCUGUGGGUAGGAUGUUUGAUCGCACUACUAUCUGGAGCUGUCGUUGCUUUGGGAGUCCUCAGCGACAAUAUAGCGUCUCUUGUUGGAGUUGCCAUUUCAACGUCCAUAACACCACCAGCUGUAAAUGCAGGAUUGCUUUGGUCCCUCGCUUCCAUUUAUUUUCUCAAAGGAGAUCUGACCACAAGAUUAGAACAGCUCACGCUCCAUAAUUACUACUUCGAUGAUCCAAUAAGUGAACUGAUUGCUUUAGGAGCGGUCAGUAUCUGCAUCACUUUCACCAACAUUAUCUGCAUCUAUGCAGCUGGGAUUAUAGUAUUCAAG